UCAGUGUGCAUCCUUACAUUUGAUUUUUCUUGCUUCAAUAAAUUACUACGUUUUACGUAACUUUGACAUCAAACCUCAACUUGUCCCUCUCUAGUGAUUGCACCCAAGUUUUCUGAAAUAUGGCCUUUUUCAUCUAUUUUUGUGUUGCCACUAUCUUCAAAUGGAAACUUUUCUUGUCUCAUCCCGAGCACAAAAUGCUAUCAAUUGCGAGCUAAAUUGGUUGAAUUUUACGUUGUCUUUUAGUCAUUCAUGACGCCAACUAGUUUGAGGAUCAUUCAUUUCAACUCAGUUUUGUUAGUGUCAUCUGUGAGAUUUUCCAAGGAAAAGUAGUCAGUCCAACUCAGGUCACGAAUACAACUUCUCUCUCUCCGUGUUCAAAAUGGAGGCUUCUCCAAAAGACAUCAUCCUAGAUGUGGUCGAUCUGUCCCCAGAAAAUCUGCUUAAUGCCACCUCUCGAUCUAUGGUCAUUCAACAGCUUCUGGACUGUUUUUCCAACGUUGGUUUUUGUCAAAUCAAAGGGAUUGAAGGGUAUGACUCGGCAAAACUGCUUAAAUGGACCAAAUUUUUCUUCUACGACAUUCCUGAAGAAGACAAAAUCAAACAAUGUGGAACACGAGCGUUCAAUCCAAAUAAUUCGAAUUCUUACCGCGGUUACUUUCCCGUCCAGCCGGGACAAUUAUCUUGCAAACGAGGGCUCGACCUUGGCCACCUUUUAGAGAUCCCGGCUCAUUUAAAGGGCAUUCCAUUGGUGGAACGUACCCCUUUCUUAAAAAUUGAGACCCGAGAAAAAGAGCUUGAUGAAUUCUAUGAGGUUAUGUAUGAUCAUCGACAUCUCAUGCAUCAAACGGCCGACUUAAUCAUGAGCUUGUUGGCUGAGGCAGGAGGUGAAGAUCCCAGUUACUUUGAGACAAUGUUUUCUGAUUGCCCUCUACACACAUUCCGGCCCCUUCAAUAUCCCAAAAGAGUAGAGAACAUUCCGCGAGGAGCUUACCUUCCAGACGGACGAAGUAACAAUUUCAUUAUUCAUGUCGGAUUUGGAAACUAUAAACCACCUACUCAAACUCAUUUUCAAUUUUCAGUCUUGUCGACGCCUGCUCACAUGGAUAGUGGUUUCCUCACUCUCCUGCAAACCUUUCAUUAUCCCGGGUUGGAGAUCCAGGUUGAUGGGAUUUGGUAUGCCGUCCCGCCACCCAAGACUCCCAACACCAUUGUGGUCAACUUAGGGGAGCAAAUGACGGAAAUGUCUAACGGACGAUUUAAGGCAACCAUCCAUCGUGUGAUUGAUAUCGGAGAGGACAGGUUCUCCAUUCCGUUCUUUUAUGAACCCGGCUGCGACACCAACAUAAACGUGAAGAUGCCCAAGAGACUCUUGCCCCCGGGAACUGAAUCGAGCUACCCGACAGAAAAGGAGCCUCUACCCUUCGCAGCUUUCCUAUUGAAUAAACUCCCCAUCUAUGCCGAGUAUAGUUCAAUUUGCGACCAUUUGCCCGAUUGGGUGAGGAAGAAGUACCUCGGGCACAAAUCUAUCACUGGAUGCUGGGCGACCCAAUCUGGUAUUGAAAUCGACGGAUCCAAGUUGGAAAUUUAACAGGCCGAACAAAGCAGUUAUUUCUUAUUUCCAUUAUCUGAAAGCGUUGAAAUCAAAGCUAAUUUGUGGCUUUCAGAAAUAAAUUCUACACCCGGAAAA
Messenger RNA from Tigriopus californicus, 1687 nucleotides. RefSeq lists its product as uncharacterized. Gene Ontology annotation, molecular function: dioxygenase activity. The transcript has 4 exons. The record is from RefSeq and is a predicted model, not a curated record. The coding region runs from base 380 to 1588 and encodes 402 amino acids. Lineage: Eukaryota; Metazoa; Arthropoda; Copepoda; Harpacticoida; Harpacticidae.